AUGAUGUUCGAGCUUAAUGAGAGGACAACGUUAAGUAAAAUUAAUCUCAAAAAGAUCGAGUCCAAAAACUUAAAUAGUAGUAGCAGUAGUAACGACAAUAAUGCACAAAGAUCAGUUCUCUCUAUAACAUCCCCUACAAAACUAAAUAUAUUAGCUAGCUUAAAUCAUGAUAUGAAUAAAAAUCAUAAUAUUGAUUGGAAAAAGACAAACAAAUCUAGAGUUAGUAAACAGUCCAUAUCACUACCAAGGUCAAAGUCUUUAAAUUUGACACAAAAGAAUUUACUUGGAAAGUUAUAUAACUCAAGUAUUUCACCUUCAAAUUCGAAUAGUUCCUCCCCAAAGAAAUCCAUAUUUGAAAGACCUAAAUUGAACUUAAAUGGAGGUAGUGUUCCGCAAUUAUUGAAAAGAAAUUCUUCUUUUUUUAAAGAUGAUUCAAAAGUAUCCAUACCAUCAUUAACCUUAAAUAGAACUUCAAGUUUUUCUUAUUCUAACAAUACUAAUAGUUGCACAGCUAGCACAACAAAUCAUAAUCACGACAUUGAAGAUAUUUCUCCUAUUAGAACAGACAGAUUUAUUCCACUUUAUCAAACCAAUUCUCAAAUCAAAAUAGAUCCUCAAUCAUUACAUGAAGAAUUACCCCCGCCAACUGCAUCCCCGACUGAACAUCUUAGGGCACAAACUAAAGUAGUCUUCAAGGAAAAUGUUGCCCAAGCUUGUGGAUUAAAGGUAAAACAAAGAAUUUUAGAAUAUUUACCCCCACCACCUGUUGCAUCAUUUGAUAGACAGAGUUAUUUAAUGAAAAAAAGAACAGCAUAUAAUUUUUCCCAACCAGAAAAUGCACCUUGUGAAUUAAUCAAACUGAGAAAGAUUGAUACGAGUCCAGAGAGAAUUUUAGAUGCUCCUGGGUUUCGUGACGAUUUUUAUUUAAACCUAAUGUCAUGGUCAAGCAGCAAUGUACUGGCAUUAGCGCUAGAUACAGCUGUUUAUAUAUGGGAUGCAAAUACAAGUAAAGUCGAUUUACUAGUAGAUUAUAAGACAAUCAAAGUAGCAAGUGUUAUAUGGUCAGAUGAUGCUAUUCAUAUAUCGGUUGGGAAGGAUGAUGGUAAUACAGAGAUUUGGGAUACUGAUAGCAUGAAACUAAUUAGGACAAUGAGAUCUAAUUUAGGUGUUCGAAUCGGUUCACAAUCAUGGUUAGACGCACUAAUUGCUACUGGAUCUCGUACUGGUGAAAUUCAAAUAAAUGAUGUUAGAAUUAAAAAUCAUAUUGUUGCCACAUGGGAUGACCAUGAGGGAGAGGUCUGUGGUUUGUCGUAUAAGAGUGAUGGACUACAAUUAGCAUCUGGUGGCAAUGACAACACAGUAAGAAUUUGGGAUACCAGGACAUCUCAAGAGUUAUGGGUAAAAAGAUCCCAUAUGGCAGCAGUAAAAGCUAUAAGCUGGUGUCCAUAUAUGCCUAAUGUAUUAGCUACUGGUGGUGGUCAAAAUGAUCAACAUAUACACUUUUGGAAUACUAUGGUAGGUUCCAAACUAGGAUCAAUUAAUACAGGCUCACAAGUAAGUUCGUUGCACUGGGGGCAAAGUUAUCACAGUAAUCAUGGAACAAUGAAUCGUGAAAUUGUGGCCACCGGAGGAUCCCCGGAUAACGCAAUUAUAGUAUAUAAUUAUGAUACUAAGUUUAAAAUUGGUGAGAUUGUGAAAGCACAUGAUACAAGAAUAUCAUGUGCACAAUUGUCUCCGGAUGGAACUACAUUAGCAACUAUUGGUGGUGAUGAGAAUUUGAAAUUUUUUAAAAUCUUUGAGCCAAGAAAAAGAGUUGGCAGAAAUAAUAAGGGUAGUUUGGCUGUUGAUGAUAUUAAUUUACUCAGACCAUCUGUUACAGGUACAAAUGCAACAAGGGUACCUGAUUCAGGAGCAGACGGUGGAUUAGAUAGAAACAGUGACUCUUCUGGUAGAUCUAAUGCCCAUUCUUAUUUGAUUAGGUAA
Messenger RNA from Arxiozyma heterogenica, 1983 nucleotides. RefSeq names its product ubiquitin-protein transferase activating protein CDC20 (gene CDC20). The coding region runs from base 1 to 1983 and encodes 660 amino acids. Gene Ontology annotation, biological process: positive regulation of anaphase-promoting complex-dependent catabolic process; positive regulation of ubiquitin protein ligase activity; anaphase-promoting complex-dependent catabolic process. The record is from RefSeq and is a predicted model, not a curated record. Gene Ontology annotation, molecular function: anaphase-promoting complex binding; protein binding; ubiquitin ligase activator activity. Gene Ontology annotation, cellular component: anaphase-promoting complex. The transcript has a single exon. NCBI's taxonomy places the organism in Eukaryota, Fungi, Ascomycota, Saccharomycetes, Saccharomycetales, Saccharomycetaceae.